AUGAACGCCGGCGCCGUGCUCGCCGUCCUCGCCGCCGCCUGGGCAGCCAGAGACAACGCCGCGGGCGGCCCGGGGCGUGCCGCGGUGCACGACGGCGAGCGCACGCUCGGGGCCGCCACGAUCAUGACGUACGCGCAGGCGGCGGUCGGGAACGGGAACGGCAAGGCAGAGCAGUGCUGCGCCAUCUGCCUGUCGGAUUACGCUAAGGCCGACGAGCCCGUGCGGGUGGUGCCGGCUUGCGGGCACUUCUUCCACGCGGGAUGCGACGUGUCGACAAGUGGCUCCGGGCGCGCCGGACGUGCCCGCUCAACGGGGGCGGAUUGUUACCGCUGCCGGAGUGCCCGCCCAUGCCACCGCGAGUCAGCGGCCACGCGGUGGCCGUCGCCGUAG
Molecule: messenger RNA, 390 nt
Organism: Phragmites australis (common reed)
Lineage: Eukaryota; Viridiplantae; Streptophyta; Magnoliopsida; Poales; Poaceae
Product: probable E3 ubiquitin-protein ligase ATL44
Exons: 1
Coding region: 1-390 (129 amino acids)
Source: RefSeq, a predicted model, not a curated record